This is a messenger RNA of Aedes albopictus (Asian tiger mosquito), 6206 nucleotides long. RefSeq names its product Kv channel-interacting protein 1. The transcript has 6 exons. Gene Ontology annotation, molecular function: calcium ion binding. The record is from RefSeq and is a predicted model, not a curated record. Bases 1828 to 2448 code for a protein of 206 amino acids. NCBI's taxonomy places the organism in Eukaryota, Metazoa, Arthropoda, Insecta, Diptera, Culicidae.
AGUGGCAGGACCUUACGGAAUGUGCUUUUUUUCCUAGCUAGGUGAAAGCAUCAGUCAGUCCCACGGUCGCUUCCUCGAGAGACAAGCCAACAGUCGCGAGGCUCUGUAACAGGCACGGACUACGCUGCCAACCCGAACCUGCCAGAGAAGCGGUAUAGUGUACCUCGACUCGAGUUUGAACUUCUGCCUCUGGAUUCUGGGCUGGCACAGGUGAAAUCAAGCGUACAGUGGGGAUUAGUACGCGUUGGGCUUCGAGUGGAUUAUCCGGUAGUUCAGGAUUUACACGAUUCGCGCGAAAUGAGGCGGAAAAACUAAAGUUACCUUAUCGGGGGGUGGUGGUGAAGAAGCGAAAAUUGCUGUCUGCGAAUGGUUAUGAACGCGCGAGCUAGAAAUCUCGGUAUCCUACGGAAAGUGUGUGCGAAAAUGUAAAUUGAUUUGAUUUCUGGUGGGCUGCAGAAAAGAAAAUUCUUCGAAUGAUUUUUACUGAAGCUGUGGCAGCCAUCCCCGACAACCGUUUGAUACUUGAGGAAGGAAACCGAGUGUGUGUGUUCGUGUGCCGACUGGAAGGAAGGAAUGUAUACCGUCGCGCUACGGCACAAGAUUAGGGUAGAGAAAUCGUCGAUUUAAUUAACGUGAAAGUGUUGAAAAAAUAGUGAAACAGAACCGAGUGGAAAGAUAAGAGCUUAUUUCAGCCCAGGUGCCAGGGUUAUAGUUCACAUUAUUAAGAAGAUUAAAAGAAUAGAAAGCAGGCUAAGGAGCGAACCAACUAAGAAGUCUGGGUGGGAAAUAAAAAAAAACUAGAGCUGGGAAAAUCUCGACACCCCCGCGCUCUCAGUGUCUCCGGUUACGUUUGUGGCAUACAGACCGCACACACCAAUGUGUUGUUCGGCCAACAGCGUCGAGGUGCUCCAGUCGAGUGUGUGAGUGUGUGUGUGGGUAGAAGGAUCCUCUUUCUAUUACACACAGCCCUCUUUACAGGCUCCCUCGUUUGCGCUUUUCCUCAUUUUCCUAUCCAUAUUUCUCCGGCUGUGUCCAUACUUCCACGUGUUUGUGGGGUGUUAUAUGUGCUAGAGCCAGUGACGGAGCCUAGUCGUCAUCGAUGCCGUACGAAUGAAGAUUGAAAGUUUCGUGAUUUCAUUCUCGUCGUAUUCGUUUUCAUUUUUUGAUCUGCCUUCGUUUGAUUGCAUCGAAAGACUGCGCGCGAUAACGAUGUCCUAUUCGAAAAGUGGAUCCUUACAAUGCUCUUGAGUAUUGGAUGCUGAAUGUGCUGUGCCGUCCGGAGGAUACCAAAGCCAGACACAGAUAAUCAAUAGUUAUCAAUCGAUCAACAUCGACAUUACCGACCGUCAAUCUUCCCUAGCAAGAAAACUUCAUCGGAACGAGAAAGCUCAAACCUUCAGUUAUUCAAACCACAGAACCGCACCGCACCCACCGCAAUCUCAGCCAACCCGCAUCCAAACACCGUACCACCAACCAACGAACGCCUGAAUGAAGCCCCGUCAAACACAGCGCCACUGGAAUUGAAGAAUAACUUUUCGAAACCAUUAGCCAAGCUUCCUCAUUUAGAAAGUUAACACAUUCACCCACACUGCUUCCAUACGAAAUCAAGUCAGACACAGCGAAUGCAAUCCUGGCAUAUGCACCGUCUGCACCGAAGCCGAGGAGCAACGCGCUGUAACGGGGCGUCCUGGUCCAACUAAAAACUCAAUUAAAAUCUCCGGAAACAAACAGGAUUCGUUCGUUGAUAGGCGAGUGGUGGUGCAUUGGCGGUAAAAGUGAUAGUGCUGGCCGCCGUAGAACGAACCCAGCAAUCUAGUCAAUGCGAAAAUGGCAACCCCACCGGACAGUCCCAUCGAGGAGGUCGUGUACGAGCUGGAACCAACUCGGGCGCCCAAGCCUGUUCCCGUGGCGCUCGAGGACCUUUGUAGGUUAACCAAGUUCACCCGCCAGGAGAUACGAGUCAUGUAUCGGGGCUUCAAAACGGAAUGUCCCGAUGGAGUAGUGAACGAGGAUAGUUUUAAGGAUAUUUAUGCGAAAUUUUUCCCUCAUGGAAAUUCCAGCCUUUAUGCACACUAUGUGUUCAAAGCGUUUGAUGUUAAUUGUAACGGAUCCAUCACCUUUCGGGAUCUGCUAGUAACCCUAUCGACACUCCUACGGGGUUCCGUAUACGAGCGGUUACGAUGGACGUUCCGUCUGUACGAUAUCAAUAACGACGGCUGCAUCAGCCGGGCCGAGCUGGGCGAAAUCAUCAUGGCGGUGCACGAACUGAUGGGUCGAAGGCCCAACCAUCCGGAGGACGAAGUGAAAGCUAGAGAACAGGUGGAACGUGUCUUUCAAAAGCUGGAUCUGAAUCAGGAUGGAAUCAUCACUGUUGAGGAGUUCCUGGAGGCGUGUCUCAAGGACGACGUCGUUACCAAAUCACUUCAAAUGUUCGACACCUGCCUUUGAUGACCGUCCUCCGACAGCGUGUUCGCUGCCUCGAGGAAGGCCGCCGACCCGGACCGAUUUUCCCUUAUACAUCUGUAAAUGGGAAAGUUCGCGGCGGCAUGGUGGAUCCAACAAGCUGACAGAAAGCAUACCAAAGACGGUACUCGCUCCGAAAGGGUUCGUUUGGUUUUAAGUUCCCUAAUAUAGACGAUUUUUAUUUGGGUUCGAAGAAUAUCCUGAGAGUGUGCGUUUGAUUCAAAGAUCUCUCUCGCAAGUUUGUACAAUAUUUAACAAGAAAACGGAAAGAUAAUCAGUCGUAUCAUUUAGAUUUUAAGUUAUUACAUUUCGCUCAAAAGAUUAUGUAAAAAUGAUUUUACUAGAAUAAUGAAUGUAAACAGUCAAAUGCGAACCAUACAAGGAAUAUUAGUUUGGAAUUUCAUAUCAUGUUCCAUACAAAUCAAAGCAAUAUUAUGUUAUAAUCAAAUAAUGUAAUAUUGUAGACAUAAUUUAGUAGGUUGUUUUGUGAUACAUGAAAACUUUACUUUUAAUGCGUUAGAAAGAGAAGAAAUUAGCAAAUAAAGUAUUGAAAUUGCCAUAGAAAAUCAAUGAAGAAAAAAAUAGAAAACUAACUGGCAUAACAAUAGUAUUAGGAACAGUUGAAAUUUUAGAAACUAAGAAAACCGUACGAGCUAAGCUUAUUAAAUAGUGGUUGGUCGAAUCGAAAACCAUGGAGAUGAUAUUUCCAUCAAAGUUUGUCUAUGAUUGGAAAAGUAUUUUAAGUAGUUUGUAGAGCAAAUAAGAAACCGUAAACUUUAACAAAACAACGGAAUUUUAUUACUUGAUUUUUCGAAGCGAGAAGAUAUAUUCUUAACAACUGAGGCGUUAGUUGACAAUAGACAAUCGUUUUGACAUAGAAAUAAUAAUCCUGAUAAGAAUAGCUUGGUGCCGUAAGAUAAGCGGUUAAUCAGUCGGCAAUUUAGAUGAGACAGAGGAUUGAUGUAAUCGAUCACAAAUUGAUAAUUAUUUCUAAACUCAUUUCCACCAUCCAGGAAAUCCCUAAACGACAUCAUUUCAGCAAAGUGGUUAGUGGUUUUAUUUCUAAGGUGCUUUAUUAGAUGAAAAUGUAGAUCAGUCUGAUUUGAAAACAAUGGUUCAAUUUCUCUCAUAUCUUUUGAACACUAGCACAAUACUAAAAAUGAAAGCGUCUCACGUAGUACUUAAGCUUUGAUCACCCACGUCGAAAAAAGCAAAACAAACACCAAUUAAAUAAGACUACUAGCGAAACCAAACAUGAAACUAGUAAACUCUGCCACUCGAGUACUAGCACCCGCUAGUUCAGACAUUUGUAGUUUUAUCAUUAUCCGCAAACGGACUUAAAUGAAUGUGUUUUUGAGUAAAGUUAUAUCUGUGCAUUUAAUUGCCUAUCAAAAUAUAUUGAAAUCAAAUGGAAAGGACUAUACAAAUAUUGUCGAUUGGUGUACCUACCCAUAAUUUUGCAAGAAACCAUAAAUGACAUUCAAAAUCAAGCACAAUAAAUCAAUUUAAGACAAGUUCUCUGUAUGUUUAAAACAAAAAUCCGCUUUCAACUAAUUGGAUUUUGUAGUUCGAACAAGGCUUUCGCUGAUUGUGCUUGUAGCGAAAGUGUCCAUUACAGAUAGCUUCUCACAAAAGUAAAACCAGGCGAACAUUGAAAAUUAAAAUUAUACUCAAAAAUUGAACGUAUAAACAUGGCACAAGUUUACAAGCAGGCUUGUAAGCAGUAGAUCGCUUUCGAUCGGUUUUGGUUGCAAGAUUUAGUAAAAAUUGUAAGUCGACUGCCACAAAAUACAAUCGAAAUUUAAUGAAAUUUUGAGAAUGGUUAAACAUAUUACGCGUAUUUUGAUGUUGGGAGUAUCUGAAGACGAAAAACUCGUAUUCAUUUAAUGUACCUUCAUUUUUGGAUAACAUAUAGCAAACCAUAUGUAUAGAUUUUGGUCCUCUCUGUUUUUCAAUAAGUUUUGUGAUAGCAGGCAAAUUCAUCCUACUCAAAAUAAUAGAUUGAAGUGCUGUUUGUUUUGUUUCUAAUUUAUGUAUUUUUAUUAGAAGUGAAAACUCUGCGAUAUUUGGUAUAAUACCAUUUGGCAUAAACAAGAUUAUGCCCUUUAUGCCAAGUAGCUUUAUACCAAACGGUGUGCACAAUCAAUGGGGUAGCGCCAAAAUGAAUAUGUACGUACGUAUAAAAAUAAAGGGAACGGAACAAAUCCGUGCAGUAAUCGCUUGUUUUCGUUUAGGAUUAAUUUGAGAGCGAAUGAUUAGUAAUGGCAUUAAAAAUUACACGAAUUUCACAUGUAUAAAAUUACAAAACAUACACCUGAAUUUAUAUGAGACAAUUUAAUUUUGGACUGUUCUCCAAUGAAACUCUAAAUUUUAGGCCAUCCUUUAUAACUUCAAUAUCCCCUUAACCUUCAGUCAGAAAUACAAGAGAUGUGAUAGUCUAAUUCUGAUAUCCCCAGCAUCAAAAAGCAAAUUUCAUAUUACAGAGCAGGGUGUCAUAACAUCACUUCAACCUCGAAACAUUUCCAUUCAACAAAAACCAAACAAGCUAAACUACCACCGACAUGACACCCUUGACCAUAAAACAGGUAAAAAGCGGUAUUUUUACGACCACAAAAUUUUGAAACCGAAAACCAAAUGCCUAUGCAACUUAAUCCAAGUGAUUCAUCCCGAUAUACAUUUUUUUUUUCAGGGGAACUUUCAUGAAGUGUAAAUAAACACUGAAUACACUGAUUCACACAUCUACAAAUAAAGACGGUAAAGUUUCACUAGAAUCAUUCGUCGAGGAUCUGAAACUGCAUGUCUACAUGUAUCUGUCAAUUAAAAGUUUGAGCUCGAGAUUUGAGCUCUCCUGAUAAUAUAAAAAAAAAAUCAUGCGUGAUUUCAUUCAAUUUAUAGAGCAAAUUUACUGAAAGGUGAUUAUUUUUUUUCUCAUCGCUGUCCGCACAAGUUUGCAAUUAAAAUUAUCGGGAAUAAUUUAAAAAUGUGGAGCCGACCUGGUGUGAUGGGUAGAACACUUGACUGUCACGCCGAGGACCUGGGAUCGAACCCCACUCCCGACAAACUCGCAAAAUGUGAGUUCUUCCUUCGGAAGGAAAUUAAACCGUGGGUCCCGAGAUGAACUAUCCCAGAGCUAAAAAUCUCGUUAAUACAGAUAAAAAGCAAACACUAAAAAUUUAAAAAAAAAUUAAAAAUAUGUGCAGCUUCACAUAAAAGGGAUGUACACACUUAAAAGUCACACUUUACAAACAGUUUGUGUGUAAGGAACUUAUUCAGGAUUCUAUAGCAAAAUAAAGGAAGUUUUUUCCGGAAUUUAAAAUAAUUAAUUUUAAACCGAGUUUUUGUAGGAUAAUUCAACUACAUACCCAGAUAAACUAGGAUGUUGGCACAGUUUGGCAUGCAGAUUCCGAAUACAUCGGGGAGACCACAGCUGGAUUGCUGAAGAAAUUUUUGGAAGAACUUUUGUUGAUGUUGUUCGAAGAUAUACUUGAAAAAACUCACGCGGAAUUUGAAAAAUAUCCUUGUGAAUUGUCAUUGAUGAAUUCAAAACGUUUCUGAAAAAUAUUGCAAAUUUUUUUUUCUUAUAAUACUGAGGGACAGGGCAAUUUUGGGUUAAUCCUUUGGAGCUGGAGGAGUCAUAUAUGACCCCAACAUAGAAACGGCUGUAUAAAUUCACCCAUUCGAUAAAACAAAAUACUGUCUUCGGCAAAGGUGCUACAAAUUUCGUCCUCUAUUAGAGAAAAAUG